UUUAAGAACCUGCGACAUUUUCCCCCCCAUACGAACAUCCAGUUGUCUUCCACAGAUAAUCUUUGUGUUGUAGACUUAGGUUUUAGAGAAGAAUGCGCUGAUUGUUUCUUUGAACUGAUCUCGAUGUUUAUGGUGUAAUUUGCGUCGGCCGAACACAAACGUCGAAGGGGCGCGAGAGGACGACACCGCGCUCGAGAGCAUCGCGUGGAGGAGGAGGGGACGAAGACACAAGAGGGGGUGUUCACUCAAAAUAUACUAUCCCUUUAAAACAAGGGGGACACGGCGGUGGGGGAGAGAUAGCGGGGCAGAGAAGACGGGAUAAAAAAAGAAAAGGAAGAAAGAGCGAGGGUGGGAGGGUGAGAGUAUUGCAGGGAAAAAAAGGAAAAAAUGUCAUCCACUCGAUUGAAAUGCCGAGGCGGAGCCAUGGACGACGACCGGUGAACCGCUCGCCAGACACGAAUGAGAUUUAACGCAACGCCGAGGCCCGCGCAGACGCCGCUCGGGCCUGGAUCGAGAAUCUUAUAAUAAUAAUAAAAAAAUUGAUGGAAAUAUUUUUUACCAACGCCAUGCUACCGCUGAGAGCAAAUUAAACAUUAAACUGCCAUUAUAAUUGUAUUAUCUUUGCAUGAAUUAUUGCACAUCGGUCUAAUUAACAAGAAAACAUAAAAUGCAGAAAUUCAUUUUAUAUAAAAUUUUAAGCAUGGUUGCUGUUAUGUGGCAAUGAGGUGUUAAUAACAGGGACCGUGACUGACAGCUGUCGUUUCUAAAUGUUUUUUUUAACAUAGGGUAAAAUGGAUAUUAAUUUAUGAGUGCCAGAGUAAUUUGCAUUCUUUCACUUUUUAAAUUUCAAUAACAUGUCUUUAUACAUAUGGUAGUUUUACAUUUUGAAUACAAAGAAUAUAUACAUGUGAAUGUGAUACAAUAGUGGAAGAAGUCGUUCAUUGUGGGGGAAAAAUCGACAAGUUGAUUUCAAACGGCAUCUGUCCUGUUCUACACGUCAUGAUGGAUGCAGCUUGGAGCAAUUUCCUCUUUCAGACAACUCCGCCUUCACAGUCCCAAACUGACGCGACCCUCCAAUCAGAUCUUCUCCCGGAGCUCACGGAUCCUUCUCAGGACCCGCCCCCUGAGCACAUAGCCCCGCCCCCAUCCACGGUGGACACAGCAGCGCUGAAUGAGGAGCCUGUACCGGUGAAGCCAGUCACGCGACCAGCCCGGCCUGCACACAUCUGCUCCAUAUGUAAUAAGCAGUUUAAGAACAGCUACAACCUGCGGCGUCACCAGUCUGUCCACACUGGAGUGAAGAUGAAGGACAGAGCCGCUAGAGAGAAAAUAGACGGAGGGAAGGCUGGAGCACGAUUGGAGAGGCAGACCAUCCCCCUUUCUCUCCUCCAGCUGUCUAUACCUGCCUCCAUACCCACGGCAGUCGACCCCAUGGUCCAUCCUUCCCCAAUCUGCAAUCAGCAGGUAGAAACAGUUGCUGUAUCUAUCGCCCCGGCAACGGUUGCCAUGACAGUGAACCAGCCCCUCCCUACUGCAGUGGUGGUUACUGGGACAAUGGUGCAGGCUGCACCAAAUUGCAACAUCAAUGAUAACCUAAGUAAUCCCACCCCGAUUCAAAUAUCUAUCCCAAUAACAAACCCGUUACCCAUCAAUCCAACUCCCAAUCCUAAUCCCAACCCCAACCCCAAUCCAGUCAGGAAGAACCAUGCCUGUGAGGCAUGUGGGAAGGCGUUCAGGGACGUGUACCAUCUUAACCGGCAUCGGUUGUCCCAUUCGGAUGAGAAGCCGUAUUCCUGUCCAAUCUGCCAACAGCGGUUUAAGAGAAAGGAUCGAAUGAGUUAUCAUGUUCGGUCACACCAGGGAGGAGUGGAGAAACCCUACGUGUGUCCGCACUGCGCUAAGGGCUUCUCACGGCCUGACCAUCUUAACAGUCAUGUGCGACAGGUGCACUCUACAGAAAGACCCUUCAAAUGUCCGACAUGUGAAUCCGCGUUCGCUACUAAAGACCGGUUACGAGCUCAUAUGAUCAGACACGAGGACAAGGUUCCCUGCCACAUCUGUGGCAAACUUCUCUCCCCUGCUUACAUCACAGAUCACAUGAGGGUCCACAACCAAUCACAGCAUCACAUCUGCCACCUCUGCAACCGCAGUUUCACCACACUGACGUACCUGCGCGUCCACGCUCAGAAGCACCAUGGGCAAGAGUGGAAGGAGAGUGGGGUCGGCCGUGGCUCAGGCCCAGGCGGGGUGCUGUUAUGCCAGCUGUGUGGGGUACACUGUAAGACGCCCACUCAGCUGCAGGGUCACAUGGCCACGCACGCCAACCAAACGGACCCCAACGUUCCUUGCCCCAUCAGCAGCAGCAGCAGUUCAGUGCAGACAGUGGGCACAGCCACUCCUGUUUCCAGCACUCCAGUCACAGUUGGGCUGCUGGUGACUGACUGCUCCAGCAUUGCUCCUCAGAGCCACAGCUAGCCCACAGCACACCACGAG
Messenger RNA from Rhinichthys klamathensis goyatoka, 2493 nucleotides. It is a transcript of the gene maza, whose product is annotated as vascular endothelial zinc finger 1. The record is from RefSeq and is a predicted model, not a curated record. The transcript has 7 exons. Gene Ontology annotation, biological process: regulation of transcription by RNA polymerase II. Gene Ontology annotation, molecular function: RNA polymerase II cis-regulatory region sequence-specific DNA binding; DNA-binding transcription factor activity. Lineage: Eukaryota; Metazoa; Chordata; Actinopteri; Cypriniformes; Leuciscidae. The coding region runs from base 1000 to 2475 and encodes 491 amino acids.